GGGGCCUGCGCCGCAUCGGGACCAUUCGGCAGCUCCUGCAUCCCGGGCUCCGAGCAUCCUCUGGGCGGGGGCUGGGAACACCGCGCCACCGCACCGGGCCCCGCAUCUCGGCAGCCCCGGCCUAAAGCGAGGCCAUGGCGGAGAUCGCCAGCGUCCAACCCGGCUUCGAUGUCUCCCCGGUGGUCGCGGGUCUCAUCGGUGCUACCGUCCUGGUGGUUUCUGUCUCAGUAACAGUGUUUGUGUGGACAUGCUGUCACCAGCAAGCAGAGAAGAAGCACAAAACCCCACCCUAUAAAUUCAUCCACAUGUUGAAAGGCAUCAGCAUCUACCCCGAGACCUUGAGUAACAAGAAGAAGAUCAACCGGAUCCGGAGAGACAAGGCUGCCGGCAGCGCUCCAAAGGAGCCGGGAAGGGGAAACCUCUUGGUGGAUGCUGCUGAAUCUGGUUUAUCCCACCCCGAAAAAGCUCCGGAUGGGCCAAGUGCAGCCCCCCGUGUCGACCAGCUCCCGAUCAAAAUAGAUUAUGGAGAUGAACUAAGUCCAGAUCAAAGCCUCACUCCUGGAGGCAGUAAAACCUCCUCCCCGUCUUCUCCGGGGGACGACGUCAUGUUGGGGGAACUGACUUUCUCCGUGGACUACAACUUCCCCAAAAAAGCCCUGGUGGUUACCAUCCAGGAGGCUCACGGGCUGCCAGUGAUGGAUGAGCACACUCAGAGCUCUGACCCUUACAUCAAGAUGACAAUUCUCCCAGACAAAAGGCACCGGGUGAAGACUCGAGUCCUCCGCAAGACGCUCGACCCCGUCUUCGACGAAACUUUCACCUUCUAUGGGAUCCCCUACAGCCAGCUCCAGGAUUUGGUGCUUCACUUCCUUGUCUUGAGCUUCGAUCGCUUUUCUCGGGAUGAUGUCAUUGGAGAGGUCAUGGUGCCCCUUGCAGGGGUGGAUCCAAGCACUGGGAAGGUUCAGCUGAGCAGGGAGAUCCUCAAAAGGAACAUACAAAAAUGUGUCAGCAGAGGGGAGCUGCAGGUCUCCUUGUCAUACCAGCCCGUGGCCCAGAGAAUGACCGUGGUGGUUCUGAAAGCCAGACAUUUGCCAAAGAUGGACAUCACUGGCCUCUCAGGUAAUCCCUACGUGAAGGUCAACGUCUACUACGGGCGGAAGCGGAUCGCCAAGAAGAAGACCCACGUGAAGAAGUGCACUUUGAACCCCGUCUUCAACGAGUCCUUCAUUUAUGACAUCCCCGGGGACCUCCUGCCUGACAUCAGCAUCGAGUUCCUCGUCAUCGAUUUCGACCGCACCACCAAAAACGAGGUGGUGGGGAGGCUGAUCCUGGGAGCCCACAGCGUCACCGCCGCCGGCGUGGACCACUGGAGGGAGGUUUGUGAGAGCCCCAGGAAAGCAGUGGCCAAGUGGCACAGCUUGAGUGAGUAUUAGGAGAGGUAGGGGCAGGAUGAGCCAGGCAGCUCCUAGCCCAGGUUCACACCUGGGUUUAGCUGGAGAACUCCACUUUUGGGAAAGAAGCAGCAGCUGACGGGUUCUUUAGUGAUGGGAUUUUGGUUGGUUUGGUUUUCUUUUUGGUUUGGUUUUUUUUUGUUGUUGUUUUUUGUUUUUUUUUUUUUUUUUCAGGGCACUCAGAAAAAAAAAAUAUAAUUUCUUUGGAGCAUUAAGUGGGGGAAAAAUAAAAAAAAAGGAAAAAAAAAAAAAAGAUACCACGGAUAUAUAUACACAGUGUAAUCACGCUAUUGCAUGCCUAAUACAAACUGGAAUUAAUAUAACUGCCAGUAUCAAGCUGCAGAUUUUAAUACAAUUAUCUGUCACUAUGGAAGUUGUGUUUGUGCUGAACUGUCUUUGCUGGUAUUCACCACAAUUGGCCUGUCUUUCUGAGGCUUCUCCCAAAGUUUCUGAAUUCUGCUGUUUAACCUCUAGUUUCUUGUUAGUUUGCCUGCCCAUUGGUUCUUGCAGUUCUGUUCUUUGCUGGUUUGGGAGUACCAAGUGCAUUUCCAUAGCAAGGGUGGUUUAGAAGUCUGCACUAGCACAAAAGAUAAGAGAAAAAAAAGACAAAAAAGACAGGGGAAAAUGGAAUGUUCCUUCAGAGAAGAAAGAAUUCUGUUGCCAGGUACUGAAACACAUUGCACUGCACUUCUGCUGGAGCUCUAAGGGUCACAUCUGAAAUCCAAACCCCACCAAACCCAUCCUUUUGCUUUUUGCCACGUGGAGCUCAGGACCAGGGAAACUCCACUCUGGUUCCUUUUCUUUAAUUGUGUGCAUGAAGGACCCAAGAAAAACCCCACUGAUUGCUAAGGAAGCUCUUGCUGAUUCCUAGAAACAUGAAAUGGGGAAUUUCAUGAUUGAUGAGUUGUUGGGGUAACAGCUCCAGGGAGGUGUCCUGGGGGAAGAGGUUUUAAGGCAGAAAAUAACAAAGCUUCCCUUCAUUCAUCCCUGAGUAAAUUGACAUUACUCAUGAUCUUGGAGUUACCUAAGAGCCAGCCAAAAGAAAAAGGAGCAAAGAGAGGGCAAAACCUGUCACUGCACCGUGUGCCAGGCUCUUUCAGAAGUUUUUUUUUCAGAGUUUUGAGGCAGUUUGAGUUAGUCCUUACAUAGUGAAUGACUUCUGAGACUUAAGCCAUGCUUUACCAUCACCUCUGGAGUCUCAAAAGGUGACCUGUAGCACUUCAGGCUAUUUAACCCUGAACUCUCAGUAGUUUUGGACAGAAGUUCAUAGAAGUUCCACAGCUCCAAGUUGGGGAGUAGCUGGAUUUGCUCUCGUGGCACACACCAGGGUUUUGUACAAGGCAGCAGCAUCCUGGAGGUAACUUGAUUUUGCCUUCUUGUUACGUGGGAAGCUGGAGGGAUGAGAAUUGGCAGCAAGUAAUUAAUUGGUCAUAAACAUUGCUGGUAAACUGAGCAGAAAGAGUUCUAGCAGGCUGGAGAAAUUCAGAUUAUUUCUGGACUCUCCAAUGAAGCUGGGAAGCAGACCUGAGCUUGGAAAGUUCAGUUGCUUCUGGGCAGUCUGCUCCGUGCCCUGUGGAAUGUAAAUAAUGUUUAAUCAGGAGAUAUCAUUAAAAAAAAUAAAUAAAUUAAGGUGAUCUAACUAGUUACAGGACUUGACUACUGAAUUUUAGGGCCCUGUUGGAAUACUGAUCCUUUCCACCUUCAUAGCAAUGGAAGGAGAAUAACCAAGCAAGUGGGUUCCCUCUCCAGCCCCCCUGGAAGCUGCUGGGAGAGCUCUUUGUACUUCAUUAGUUGGCAACACUUUGGCAUCUCUCUCUUCUUCAAGAAAUUCUUUCUGGAAGGCUGAAUUUUCUUCCCCAGAGCUAAUUCCUCACUCAACUUCCUUCCAGGCAGUGUCGUUUUAGCAUCCCAAGUGGCGUUGAAGCUGAAAGCCUUCAGUCCCACUUGAUCCAUCCUGAUCCCAGGAUUUCUGCCCCGAGGUCAGGGUGGGUUUUUAUCUUUCUCUUAAAUGCUUUCUGGCUCCUGCUCCAGGGGUGGCUCCCAGCCACAAGGCAGAGGACUUGAGUUCUCCCUUGGAAAUUGGGUUUAAGCUCCAUUUCACUCCUGGUUUUUGCACUAAGCAAUUGUGUUGCUGAGUUUUAGCAACUCUCCCAACUUAUCCUUGGAACAUCCUUCUCCAAACAGCUCCAAACAGCUGGCUGGGCCAACACUAACAAUAAAUAAAAAUUCCCUUUAUUUUUUUUUUUUCCUUUACUUUUUUUUCUUUUUUUUCUCCCCUUCAGUGUAAAAAGCAUGCUUCAGCCUAGAUGAUCUCCUCCUUAAAAUUCCUUUAGUUGACAAAGGAAAGAUGAACUUCUUGUCAAGGAAACACGCUCAGGGUAAAUAGACUUAGGCUAUCAGGCAGGUAGGAGUAGCUCCAACACUCUUCUGGAAUAAUAGGAAACUGAAGAUGUGCAGAUAUAUAUAUUUUUUAAACGUAAAAUAGACAGUAAGUGACAGCUGACUCACUGUAAAAAUCUCCCAGGUGUGGUUUAUUCUUUACCUUGUGUCUUUGAUUGUAAAAUUAACUUGGAGUUACAACUUUGUGUGGAAAAAAAAUAAAAAAAAAAGGCAAAAAAAAACAAACCCCCCCCCCUAACUCAACGUGUGAAACUGCAUAAUGCUACAAGCUAACCUACAUUAUGUAAUGCUACCUUGGAUGUUGGAUUUGUUAAUGCACAUGGAGCGUGCAAAUAAAAAUUAAUUAAAUCACUUUA
This is a messenger RNA of Calypte anna (Anna's hummingbird), 4207 nucleotides long. It is a transcript of the gene SYT11, whose product is annotated as synaptotagmin 11. Gene Ontology annotation, cellular component: membrane; synapse; axon. Lineage: Eukaryota; Metazoa; Chordata; Aves; Apodiformes; Trochilidae. Gene Ontology annotation, molecular function: phosphatidylserine binding; clathrin binding; calcium-dependent phospholipid binding. Gene Ontology annotation, biological process: vesicle fusion; cellular response to calcium ion; regulation of dopamine secretion. The record is from RefSeq and is a predicted model, not a curated record. The transcript has 4 exons. The coding region runs from base 135 to 1433 and encodes 432 amino acids.